Molecule: messenger RNA, 417 nt
Organism: Apis cerana (Asiatic honeybee)
Lineage: Eukaryota; Metazoa; Arthropoda; Insecta; Hymenoptera; Apidae
Source: RefSeq, a predicted model, not a curated record
AUGACUAGUCGUUGCGAUAGUAAUCCUGCUCAGUACGAGAGGAACCGCAGGUUCGGACAUUUGGUUCACGCACUCGGUCGAGCGGCCGGUGGCUCAAAACAAUGUGACACUACUAGGUGGCCGGCCCUCGUGACCGGUCAUCGCACGGGCCCCAGUUUGCCGUACGGGCGUCUUUGGAUUCGUCGUCGGGAUCUCGCCGAUCGACGGCCAUGGCGCUCUAACGGUCGAUCAUGGGUACUCCAACUUCGACGUCGAGACUCGGAAUCGUCUGUAGACGACUUAGGUACCUGGCGGGGUGUUGUACUCGGUAGAGCAGUUACCACGCUGCGAUCUGUUGAGACUCAGCCCUAUGCUUGGGGAUUCGUCUUGUCGGCGUUCGCGACGCAAAGCAAUACGCCGCUAGUAGAGGUAGAAUAA